GCGGACACGGUACCGAUACGGCUCAGCCUGCGGAGGCGACGUGUCUAAAUACGCGCGGUCCGUCAAAAACACAGGGAGUCGCGCCGUGUGGACUGAACGCCGAGGGUGUCCAAGAUGACACCCGUCCGUAUUUUAUUCUGCCUGGCAUUGUUUAUAUGGCGCGGCAGUGCCGACGAUACCGGUAUGGAAAAUAUUGUAACAGAGAAGAAUGCUGAGGAAAGCCACCGGCGGGACAGUGCCGACCUGCUCAUAUUCAUCUUGCUCCUUACCCUAACUAUUUUAACAAUAUGGCUCUUCAAACACCGCAGAUUCAGGUUUUUACAUGAAACCGGAUUAGCUAUGAUAUAUGGGCUGCUGGUGGGUGUGAUCCUUCGGUAUGCAAUCCACGUGCCUCGUGACAUCAACAACGUGACCCUGAGUUGCCAGGUGAACGCCAGCCCGGCCACGCUACUCGUGAACGUGAGUGGACGUUUCUACGAGUACGCGCUGAAGGGUGAGAUCAGCGCCAGCGAGGUGCAGGAGGUGCGGGACAACGAGAUGCUCAGGAAGGUGACCUUUGAUCCAGAGAUAUUCUUUAACAUUCUCCUGCCUCCCAUCAUCUUUCACGCUGGUUACAGCCUGAAGAGGAGACACUUCUUCAGGAACAUCGGCUCCAUCCUGGCCUUCGCCUUUGUGGGGACACUCAUCUCGUGUUUCGUCAUUGGGCUGCUGAUGUAUGGCUUUGUGACGCUGAUUGCACGUGUGGGUCAGUUGGGUGGGGACUUCUACUUCACCGAUUGCUUAUUCUUCGGCGCCAUCGUCUCUGCCACGGAUCCAGUGACAGUGCUGGCCAUUUUCACGGAGCUGCAGGUGGAUUCAGACCUUUAUGCCAUGCUGUUCGGAGAGAGUGUACUCAAUGACGCAGUUGCAGUCGUGCUGUCCUCGUCCAUCGUCGCCUACCAGCCGGCUGCGGCGAGCAGCCACUCCUACGACGGCAUGGCGGUGCUGAAAUCCUUCGGCGUGUUCCUGGGGGUGUUCAGCGGCUCCUUCGCGCUGGGCGUGUCCACCGGCAUCUUGACCGCCUUCGUCACUAAGUUCACCAAACUGCGGGACUUCCAGCUCCUGGAGACGGCGCUCUUCUUCCUCAUGUCUUGGAGCACCUUCCUGCUGGCUGAGGCCUGUGGGUUCACAGGGGUUGUGGCAGUUCUGUUUGGUGGGAUAACUCAGGCUCACUACACCUAUAACAACCUGUCUCCAGAGUCCAAAACCCGGACCAAACAGUUAUUUGAGCUGCUGAACUUCCUAGCGGAGAAUUUCAUCUUCUCCUACAUGGGCUUGACGCUGUUCACCUUCCAGAACCACAUGUUCAACCCUUUGUUCAUCAUUGGGGCAUUUCUGGCCGUGUUCUUGGGCAGGGCUGCCAACAUAUACCCACUGUCAUUCCUGCUCAAUCUGGGACGCCGAAACCGCAUCAGGAACAACUUCCAGCACAUGAUGAUGUUUGCAGGCCUACGGGGGGCCAUGACCUUCGCCCUGUCCAUCCGGGACACGGCCAACUACGCCCGGCAGAUGAUGUUCUCCACCACGCUGCUCAUCGUCUUCUUCACCGUCUGGGUGUGUGGUGGGGGCACCACACCCAUGCUGUCAGUGCUGCACAUCCGAGUGGGGGUGGAUUCCGACAAAGACUCGGUGAAUGCUCUGGAAUUCACAGAGCGCAGGAGCACCAAACAGGAGAGUGCCUGGCUGUUUAGACACUGGUACAGCUUUGACUCCAACUACUUGAAGCCCCUCCUCACACACAGCGGCCCGCCCCUCACAGCCACGCUGCCCAGCUGGUGUGGUGGUCUGGCACGAUGUCUCACCAGUCCCCAUGCAUACGAGAAUGAAGGCCGGUUAAAGGAGGACGACUCGGACUUGGUGCCCCAGGACGGCCUGGUGUACAGCGACGGGGCAGCUGGCUCGGCCACCAUGCUGCACCCCUGCCCUGCCUCCGGCCCCAUAGAGGCUGCGGACAGCAAGCUGGCCACCCUGGGGACCCAGCUGGUCCUGCCUGUGGAGCACUCAGAGGCCCCCCGCGAUCUCCUCCGCCACAGGGAGGACAUGUACAGAGGACACAAUGGCAACACUGUGGAUGGGACUUUGGCGCCCCAAUAUCAUCACUGAGGAGGAUGCUGGGGACAGAAAGGCAGGCUGUGGAAGAGGGGAGGAGCCCAACGGCGGCAGCCCGCUGCAGGAAACGACUCGAUAUGACUAGUAAAAACAGUUAAGAGCCCGCCAAAGUGCGAACAUUCUGGACACAAAUGAGACUAAGGGGUACUCUGCCCAUCGGAAGAUCGGCUGUACGGUGUCACGUGACACAAAACAGAGCGGGGCGUCUGGUGGGCCAUUGUCAUGGCAAUGUUAUGCAGAAGGAAGGUGGUGCAGUAGUGAAUUGUGAUGUGCUCAUUGCUGCCUCCAUCUUGUCACCUCCGGCAUUGCAGGAACUCCGUAUACACUUGUCCCUUUUGUUGUAUCUCCUUUUUAUAAACGCUGACAGCAUGACGUGCCUGGUGUCAUGUUCCUAGACGUGUCUCUCCAUGUGGAAGGUGGAUGAUCCAGAUCAAUCCUGUUCCACUUGUGGCUUGUUUUACGACUCCGCCGUGAUGUUAAAUGCAUGCCCUGCCUUUUUAAUUUAAGGCAUUUUGAAAUGAAGAUUGUGAAAAAAAAACAAAUGAUUAAGCUAAGAACAGCCCAAGCUGUCAUCACAGUCAUGGGUCUUGAAAGCGGCCACUUGACAAUCUUGUCACCGCACUGUGGGAUCACUGGUUAGAUAUUCUGGUUUGCCAUCGCCUCCAAAAGCUGGGAUCGGUUUUUCUCUGCCUUGUUAUUGGUCUUUAUUUUUUAUUUGGGCAGAACUCUAUUGAGCCUUAUCAAGACUGUUGGAUCAAUAGAUAUUUUGCAUCUGUAACCAGCAGGUACAGAAAUGACAUCAUUCUUUCACAUUGUUGAUGAUCAUGUGGCUGCAUUUUCAUGUUUUGUUUCUGGAAGUAUCAUAAGGACAGAUUUUGUUCAGUUAGCAAAAUAUACAUGUAUGUGAUUCUGUAAACCAAGAUUCAAGAUCUUUUACUGGUCAAGUGCAGCAAGGGCACUGGGAUGCCUACUGGUCCAGCCACACCCAAUAAAUAAAGACUAAAUAGACAACAGACAAAUAGAUGUGCAAUACCACAGUGAAGAGGAGUAACACUUAGAAAUGGUACAAUUCACAGAAAGUGCAGAGUGCAGUAAUAUUGGGCCAGACUGUUUACACAGGGGAGUCGUUGGAUCAGACACUGAGGUAUGAGUGUGAAUCGUAAUAUCUGUCUCAGGAGGACUUCAAAAGCACAUCACUGGCAUAGUUCCCCAAGGGGGGAGGGGGUGUUACUCCUGCCCUGCUGCUAACCUCCUAAAUAAAGUCAUGGGUAUGUGUAGUAAUGGCUAAAUGAAGCUUCAUGAACCAUUCGCUGUAUUUUUUGACCCCACUAGAUGGGGCUCUUGGUUUACUAUGGGGCAUGCUUUGAGAACUUUUUUGAAUAGAGAGCACCAUCUAGUGGGGUCAAAAAAUACAGCAAGUGGUUCAUGAAGCUUCAUUUGUCCAUCACUGUGUAUGUAUAGGCUCUUGUCCUCCCUUGCACUGACGUGCUAUUUGAGGUGUGAAGAUUGACACUUUGAUGCCAACGGCAUAUCAGAUGGCUGUAGCUAAUGUGAAUGGUUUUAAGAAAUAAACAAGCCCAAAUCUGAAGAAAAAGACGCCUCACUUGCAGCACAAAACAUCUGACUAGAUUAGUCCAUAGGCCAACGUGUAACAGUCAUUGUUUUGCUGCUCUGUUUAAAUCGUCACUGCUGUUGAUCAUCUGAGCCAGGAAAUCGUAGGGACCAUUCUGACGCUGUGUUUGUUUUGAGAUGUAACCGCCAGUUUUUUGUGCUGAUAUUGUUUGCUGUGUGUCUCAGCGUGUCCAUGUCCAUCUGGCCCUCAGUCCCCUUGUGGGGAAGUUCCCGGAGGCUUGCGGACAUUCACCAAACUGUCAAUAAAAGAGCCCAGUGCGGAUUUGGGUAUAAAGAGA
Messenger RNA from Paramormyrops kingsleyae, 4058 nucleotides. It is a transcript of the gene slc9a6a, whose product is annotated as solute carrier family 9 member A6a. Lineage: Eukaryota; Metazoa; Chordata; Actinopteri; Osteoglossiformes; Mormyridae. Gene Ontology annotation, molecular function: sodium:proton antiporter activity; potassium:proton antiporter activity. The record is from RefSeq and is a predicted model, not a curated record. Gene Ontology annotation, biological process: sodium ion import across plasma membrane; proton transmembrane transport; potassium ion transmembrane transport. Gene Ontology annotation, cellular component: plasma membrane; recycling endosome.